This is a messenger RNA of Callithrix jacchus (white-tufted-ear marmoset), 1480 nucleotides long. RefSeq lists its product as uncharacterized. The record is from RefSeq and is a predicted model, not a curated record. Lineage: Eukaryota; Metazoa; Chordata; Mammalia; Primates; Cebidae.
UUCUAGGUGUGGAUAUGGUCAAAGCCAAGUUCAUCAAUAGGAAAUUCCUAAUGGAGGAACUUUACCAGCACUUUCUAGAUGGAGAUGACAGCCCUGUGGCUCAAGACGACCCUUUCUGGGAUCCUGUUGAGGUCAUCCACUUGGUCUCAGCUCACAUCUGGCUCCAGUCGCUGGCCUACUGCAUGAAACUGGAGGAGCAGGCAGAGUUUCUGAACUGUGACGGGCUGGAGGAGGCCGUGCUGCAUAUCUGCAAUAGCACCUUGCUCCCUGACAGGACACAGCCAAACUGGCCUGGAAUGCCCAACCACAUCCAAGACAGCCCGGCACUGCCCGGGGGCAUUGAAGGAAUGAGGGAGACACCUAGCAAAGAGGCAGGUGUAGUGGAAGGAGCCUUGGACAAAACCAAAAGAGCUGGGUGGGUUCCAAACAAUGGACCCUCAGGAGAGAGGCCAAGCGGGCUGCGGGGCCUCCCCAGCCACACUCCCUCCUGGCCCGUGAGCCUGGCAUCUGCCACGCAGCAUGCUUCCCAUGCCAAAGGCCCCACCUCCUUCAGGAGCCAGAAGUAGCAGCUGAUUUUCCAGCUCUCCCCUUUUCUCGAGGUAGGGAUUGCGAUGCCUGACCUUUCUGUGAGCAGGGGCUUUGUUUUGACCUAUCAGCUCCGUCCCAAACAUUGCCCAUUAUCCUUUACUGUCCUCUCUGAAUACUCACCUGUUUUUCUUCUUUAGACCACAGUUUUUACAAAAGCUCAAGUCUUUUAGCAAUCCUAAGUCAAGCGGCUGGCAGGGAGCCUGGUCUGGGUGCCACGGCCCUCACAGGCACGGCAGGCACUCGGUGCAACCUUGUCAUCUUCCUGAAGAAGAAAUCAGCUCAAGAAGAGAACCUCAAGGUUCCAUGACCAAGAAACCAAGCUGACCAACAACUCACUGUCUUUACUCCAAGCAUCUCUCUGGUCAUUUGGCUACCUGGAGCUUCCAGGCUGCCUGGCAAGUUGUAUUUCCUGUUGAAAUUAAUAAAGGAGCAGUCUGGUUUAUAGGUUUCAUACUUCGAGAGCCUGGUUGAUAUGACAGUGGUACCUUGUUGGAAAGCUGCCUGUCAGUUUCUGAGCUGAUAGGCCUCGGGUUGUCUCUGGACUACAAAGAAACCAAGGAAAAGGAAGAAGACAACCUGAGAGUCUGCAUCUGGGCAGUCAACUGCCUUCCCCGCUCUGUCCCACUGGGACCUAAAUCUUCAGUGCGAGUCUGGCAUCCACAUCUGUGUGCAUCUGUCACAGGAGGCUGUUUAUUUUCCUCUUUCCUCCAGGCAGGGAAAUCCUUGAGAAGGUCCUGAUCUUAAACCUCGACGUGCCAGGGUAAUGGGCUCUUGUCUAGUGUCUUUGAACUCCACUGUUGGCGAUACUACCUGUCCUGUCUUCAGCAAAAUUAGCUUUCUUCAGGAGUCUAUUUAAUUCCCUUAUCAUCACAAUCUGAACCUGCCAAUCUGA